This is a messenger RNA of Mytilinidion resinicola, 1293 nucleotides long. RefSeq lists its product as uncharacterized. The record is from RefSeq and is a predicted model, not a curated record. Bases 1 to 1293 code for a protein of 430 amino acids. NCBI's taxonomy places the organism in Eukaryota, Fungi, Ascomycota, Dothideomycetes, Mytilinidiales, Mytilinidiaceae. The transcript is spliced from 5 exons.
AUGCAGCCAUCUUCUUUCCCAAGUGCCGCACUCACCUAUGACGGGACCGAUCCUUUUCGCGUUCUACCUCAAUUUGCCAGUAAGGGCGUGUCAUCAGUAGACCUAAUUCGACAGUCCACUCGAUACUUCGUAGCCUCAACGACCCUCGAUGUUUGGGUUCCCAUAGUCAUGACACAUCCACAUGCGCUCCUCAGCACUUGCUGCGUUACAAGCACCUAUGUUGAUAUGAUGAACGGUCUUAAGACUGACAGCGAAAGGAGCACUCUGAUUAAGAACGAAUCAAUCAUCUGGAUCAAUCGUGAGCUUUCGAAUCUAGCAACUCAGACUACCGAUAUGACCAUCAUCUUAAUACUUCAUCUCCUUGCGGGCGAACUUCGAAACUGUGAUGAAAAUGUAUUCAGAAUCCAUGAGUCAGGUAUUGAACGUAUCAUAGUGCAAAGAGGAGGCAUGGAUAAGCUUGGUUGGGACGGUGUGGUGGCCGGACUGACUGUAUCUGUUAUUUAUGACAUCUAUAUCUUCACAGAACGACAGCCAGCUGCCAUGUUUCAAAGCUACAUACCAAAACGCUCCAAUCCUCUCAAGACAUCGACCGCCAUCCCCGAAUCUCCAUUCUACUGCCCACGCUCCGAAUUCUUCACCAUCGCCGCAAGCCCUCUCUGCACUGAGCAGAUCUACAACAUCCUUGCAGAUAUGCGUGACCUCACUGAGGUUUUCAUGUCCCAUUACAAUACUCCAUCUACCGCCACAGCAGCCUACGAAAGCAAACUCAAUGCUUUCCAAUCCCGACUCUCUCAGCAUCCAUCUGCUCACAUCUUGAACCACGCCCACACCCACAACUGGCUCUACGAAAGCAUUCGCCUCGCCGCCGUCAUCUACACCACCGCUCUCGUGAACCGCAUCCCCCUUUCCGCCGCUUCGUAUUUCCCCGAUGCUGCCCUCACCACCUUAGACACAGCCUCAUUCGCGACCCACCCAACCAAUCUCGCCAUAUCCCUCUACGAGGCUAUGAAACGCACGGAUAUGAGUUCAUGCUGGGGCGGUCUCAGCGGCGUCUUCUUCUGCAUUAGUCUUAUCGGCGCCACUGCGGCAAGGACGACGGGCUCGGAGGCCUCAUUCCCCCCCUUGCCAUCACCGCGGGAUAAAGAGCGCAGACAAUGGGCACGCCGGUGCAUGAUCAUGUACACGACGCGCGUACGAACGGUGCUAGUCUUCGGCCACCCCGUCGCGACGAUUGCGGCACAAAAGCGGCUUUUAGCCGUCAUGGAGGUGCUGGGGCGGGGCUGGUGUCAGUGA